AGUACUUAACAUCAUGCUCAACUGUGGCCUGUAACAUGAUGACCUGGGUGGCAAGUUAUCUCCCUUGUGUGCACUAGCCAGAUCAUUAAUCAAUACCUGAAUGAUUUACAUAUGUACACAAACAGUCAUCACUGAGAAUUAAGUCUCAAUGACUCUAUAUAGCAUUGAGACUUUUAUGUGGGGCACUUUUUGACUCAAUUUCACCCCUUUCUCUCUGUGUGUGGAAUAUUUUUAUUGUGUAAAUUUGUCCUCGAGUGUGGCCAAGAGUUUGAUAAUUAUGGACCGCAGAGUGUAUCCAACUUCUUCUGCUGUGGAGAAGGCUGUGGUACGAUAUUCGUACAGUGCGGACAACGAGGAUGAAUUGUCAUUGAAAGAAAAUGAAGUCCUUACCAUUCUAGACAAGGAUCUGGAAGAUGCAGGGUGGUGGAGAGGUGAACUCAAUGGCAAGAUUGGAGUCUUUCCUGACAACUUUGUUGAACUCAUUCCUACGGAGGAGCAGGGGAUAGACAAAUUCACUAGGCCGUGGUCUAGCAACAAAAUACCACCACAAGGGUCACAAAGAGCUUCUAGUCAUAAGCCAAAGCCGAAGAAGCCUCCCCCUCCUUCAGUACCACCGAGUCAGCAGAAAACAAAAUCCUUGGAGAAGGAGAAAUCAUUGGACCACAAACAUCCCCCUGUUACUGACCAUGUGACUGACAAAUUCCACAAAAAGAAAGAAACAGAACCUGAGAAGACAGGCCCCCCUCACUUGCCAGGAAAAAAGCCAGUGUUGCCUCCACCUGUUGGUAAAAAGCCAGCCAAACCUGACCCUCCCAGGCCCACUUCAGAUGGGAAAUCUCAUAUGGUGGGAGGGAGCAAAGACGAACCAGUCAGUCACAAAGACACACACAAAGAUAUACCUCAAAAUGAAUCUCACUUUGAUGGGUUGGAGCCCACUUCAGAUAAACUAGUUCAUCUGACAGCGAACAGACCUCGGGGACCAGCCAAGAGGCCACCCUCACAAGUAAUAUUUAAUAACAAAAAUAAUAAAAGACUCAUAAAGGAAGAAGAGAGGAAUGGUGAUAUUGAGGUACAAACACCUAAGCACCCCCCUCCUGUGAAAGAGAUCAGCGAGGAGCCACCGGUACAACAUUUCUUACCCCGGGAGAAACACCAGACUCUUCCUACAAGGCCACCGGAGCCAAGUGUUGCUUCGUCUGGAUUGUUAGCCAUGGUUGAAGAAUUAAAGAAAGAAAUCAGAGAACUAAAAUCCAAUAGUGUUUCAAAAGCAGCAUAUGAUGAACUGAAGACAGAGAACAAUAAACUGCGACAGGACUUUGAAACCUUUAAAACAUCCUGUUCACGGAAAAUUAGAGAUUUGAUUAAUGAAGUAGAUGAUGAGAAGAAAAUUCGUCUAAGUACUGAAGUUGAAGUGAAGCGAAUUAAGAAGCUGAUAAAUGAUGAAUCCCAUGUUUAGUCACUAUCUACGUGUAUGUUCAUUCAGUGAUUCAAGGACAGUAACUCUUUUCUGUGGAAAAACAUUUUCAUGGAUGUGAUGGAGUUAUCUAUUACGGCUGCAAGAGAAAAUCCUUUUCCUUUUAACCCAGCGCCUGGAUAUUGAUGCUUAGAGGAACUAAUCUGUGCUUCCAUGUCAUAAAAUCGGAGCUAUCUGGUAUUGAAUCUCACUAAGAUCUGCUCUUAUUUAUACUUACCUGUUCAAGUCCAUGGAGAAAUAUGUAAAAUAGUGUCUCUUGUUGGAGUUGUAUGCAAUACUUUAGCCCUCCCUGAAGUAAGGGCAAUCAUACUAUAUUGAUUUUUUUGUUGGUAGAAGCUGGGAUAGGGCUACAGAUGUUGUAAAGAAAAAAAUGCCAAGGGAUAUUUCUCUUGGUUUUUAUAUUUGUAUCACAGAAUUACAUGUUAGGAAACACUUUUAAUCAAUAGAGAUUGUUUGGAAUGGUAACCACUCCCCCACCCCAAAUGUCUGAAAGUUAGAAACUGGGGGGGGGGGGGGGGGGUUGAAUCACUGCAGUUAGGAUGCAGUAGUUGUCCGUGCAAGAAGCCAGAAAAAAAAUAAAAGACAAGACAUUGUAGUGCUAGCACCUGUUAUAAUGUUUCACAAUGAUUAUUUUUUUUGUCUGAAAGUGAAUGUUGAUAUGUUUGAAGUCAGACUGAAAGGGUUGUGUUUGCAUUUAUUUCAUAAACAUUAAAUUUAUAUCAUGUUUAUAAUAUAAUUUUAUUCAAAUAUAGCUUCAUGUAUUAUCCAGUUAAAAAAAAAUAUUCAGGAAAGAUGUUUUUGUCCAAAAUUACAUCUGUGUAUGUAUGUAAAGAUUUUUGCAUGCUUAUGAUUGAUUUCAUAUAUCUUGAUAUUCGUGAGCAUUCUUGUUUUAUAGAUUCUUUUUGUUACUAUUGCAGAUCAGAAUUUUGUUAACACAUCUUUGUCGUGUUUCAUUACUGGGUUCAAGUCUAAAUGUGUUCCUUUUGAUAGGGCAUUUUGCAGUUAGAAAUUCUUGCGAUGAAGACGGUCUCAUCUCAAAUUAUUUGCCAUUCAGUUUAUCACCAUAUUCACAAAUCCUCCAAAUAUUCAAAUCCUCCACUACUUUUUUUUUCAAAGGCUUGUUUUGUGCUUUGUAAUCAUCCAUGUUACAUUUGGGAUGAGAUGCUAGCUACUUUAGAUUAUUAGACAUACUAAUUGUGUAAAACUUUACCUUUUUCUGGAUUACUCUUGCCAAAGGUGUGAUCAGGGACAUGACAGAUCGGUGUCGCUUGAUCUGCCAAUGAAGAACAUAUCCUCACUCUUGUAACAAGGUAAUUAAUAGCUCAUUCAAUUAAACAAGUUGAGUUUUUCCGUCAAUGAUGACUACGACGAGAAAGUGGAUGGACCUAGACCUUGUGAAUGGAAAGUGUUGAAAAUACAUCUAUAAAAAGGAUUUCCAGGAUAUGUACUAUGACUACAAGUACAAAUUUACAGACCUUUUCAAAUGAGAUUAUGCUAACACGGUACCAUAUUGUAGUAAAGUGUUAUUUCAUGAAAAAGUGUACCCCCGUUUUUUUUUAAAAGUUAAUUAAGAUUGAUGUAUCAGAAGUCCUGGUUGGUGUGUUUUUUGCAAGGUUUGUGAUGCCACCAAAUUAUUUACAAUGGUGGUGUUGUGGAGACAAUAAUCCUAUAUAGUGAUGUCUGAGAAAAUGUCAUACCCAUGUUUUAUGCUAUCAAAGUUUUCAUUAUAUAUGUGAGGGAUAUUUUGUUAAAUAUGUUAUUUCAUUUUCUUAGAAGUUCUGUAGCGAUGCUUUUCUUUAUUCUAUAAGUAACACAGAUACUUUCCGAAUAAUUUAAAGUUUUAGCUUUGCUUUUUUUUUCACAUGAAUUGGCAGAGAGCAUGCAUCAAUAGAUUUUGUAAUUUUUUCUCAAUUAGAAAAAUCUGUUAAAUCUCAAAGUACAUUAUUAAAUACACACUGCAAAUAGGCAAAAUUUAGGAAAUUGGGGUUCUUUUUCAUCAAAAAGUCAUUUAAACCUCAUCAUCUACGCAUAUGUUUUAAAUUUGCUUCAACAGGGAUUAAAAAAAGUUUAAUUUUCACAGAGCUAAAGAAAACAUUUUUAUUCAUUCUUUUAUCUUUGUAAAAAAAAAAUCCAUUGUGAGUAUUUUUACAGGUAUGGAGAGACAAUUUUUUUCCCCCUUACAAAGUACAUAAAAAGAGUUUUGUAUGUACAUGUAUUAUAGAAAAUAUAAAAAAGAACAAAACAUUGAGGAAUGUGACAAAUUACGAUAUCCUCUGGAGAUGGAAUAUUUACUAUGUAAACACCAUUAGAUCAGAUAUCUUUAUUUACAUAAACUGAUUGUUAAGUAUUUCAAAGUUUAUUUUGGAAUUUUAAAAGUGCAAGAUUUAUUAUUAUGUCUUUAUAUAUGUUGUACCAGGACAACUUUCAUAAAUUGAGGUUUGGAGUGUUUGUCAGAUAGAUGGACUGAAUGGCACUAUCUAUUCUAUUCAUUGUUUGGUUUGUGCCGAAAUACUGUAGGGAGAAGUGCAAGGCUGUAAAUGAAAAUGCAUUGUUUUAAUAAAUGUAAUGAAUUAUAUGAAAGUUUCCAGAAUACCAGUGCAAACUUAAGACAUAUCUUAUACAUUGUAUGAUGUAGUUGAUUGAACAGAUGUUUUGUUCUACAGAAGAGUGGAAGUAUGAGGGCUGUUUACAUGUCUUGUGUAUGCACAAUUUAUAUUCUCAUUGUUAACUUUUGGUACAAUGAAAUUUCUUAUUACUACUUUGUAAGUCAGAUAAUUUACCUCAUUUUUUUUAUUAUUCACUUUUGAAUUCAUUUAAAAUUGUGUCAUAUAAAACCCGUUUAGAAAAUGUAUAUUGAAGGACCUAUUGUUUAGUCCCAUGGUAUGUAAAUGAAUUAGUUCAAAUGCAAGGUGCGAAAUCUGUUGGAACAUUUCAAGUGACUUCCUGACUCCUACAGUUACAUUGUCAUAUCUUGGUCCAAAAUAUACUGGGCACACUAGAAAUCUGGUAGAGGUUGAUGAUCAGUCAGAUGUUUGUCAGAGCAGUGACAAGUCCCACACAUUCCAAACAGAAUACAGACGUGUUGUGAUGGGGAGAUCUGUACAGUGUAUAUGUAUUUAUUAUAAUUAAAUACUUAACAUAUUGAAA
Ostrea edulis (European flat oyster) is the source of this 4621-nucleotide messenger RNA. RefSeq names its product SH3 domain-containing kinase-binding protein 1-like. Gene Ontology annotation, molecular function: protein binding. The transcript is spliced from 11 exons. NCBI's taxonomy places the organism in Eukaryota, Metazoa, Mollusca, Bivalvia, Ostreida, Ostreidae. The record is from RefSeq and is a predicted model, not a curated record. Bases 278 to 1456 code for a protein of 392 amino acids.